Molecule: messenger RNA, 1134 nt
Organism: Cyclospora cayetanensis
Lineage: Eukaryota; Apicomplexa; Conoidasida; Eucoccidiorida; Eimeriidae
Exons: 9
Coding region: 1-1134 (377 amino acids)
Cellular component (GO): membrane
Source: RefSeq, a predicted model, not a curated record
AUGCCUUCCUCCCUAGGCCUAGGCUGGAGGGCCUUAGUGGUGGUUGCAGUCAACUCCGCCCAGCCCCUUCUCGUAGAUCUCGCAAAGUCGCACGGCUCGCCACACCCGAGCUGCUGCCUCUUUGUGCUGCCCAUCUUUGGUUCCAUGGCCCUCGUGGGGAUAUUUACGUGCGGCGACAAGAGACGGCUGGGGAUUUCCCAUUGGCUCCGUGCGUCGUAUAUCUGCCUCGUCGACUUAGCGCAUCAAGCCCUAGAGAAGGCUGGCCUCGUCUAUGCAGGCAGUGCUCUCUACUUGGUCGCUUCCAGCUUCUCUGUCGUGUGGAUCGCCUUGUUGUCGGUGUGCCUGCUAGGCAGGCAGCUCAGCGCGCUGCAGUGGUUUGGCCUUGCAACCAUCACUGCAGGUUUUUCGCUUCGCGUUGCUCAGAUCUCGAGCGGCUCUUGGGAAGUGGGGGCACAUGGAGCCUCUGAAAUACUGGGUAUGGCCCUUGUCACUGCGGCGCAGAUCCUCCACGGUCUGGCCUUUGUUCUGAAUGAGAAGUACAUGACGGACACAAAGGCGGAGAUCGAAGGUCCUCAGCUGGUGUUCAUGUGCGGGGUCAUCAAUACGCUUGGUCUUCUUCUAUGGACAGUCUUCUGGACAGUUCCUCGUUGGGAGGUGGUUGCUCUCUGCUUUGUUGGAUUGACGAUCUGUUCGCUGCUCCGUUCGGGUGUUCUGUGGGUUAUUUUGAAGCACAUGGGGGCUCUCUCUACCGGCAUCUUGAAGGCUGUACGAAUGGCCGUGGUGACGGUUCUGACGCAUAUCUUGUUCUGCCAGACGCAAGCAUCUCAGUGCCUCUCCCCCAUGAAGGCAGCGGCCGCUUCUGUUGUGCGUCUUCUCCCCCGUCUCCCUAGACGUUUUGCGCCACUCAGUCGCGCAAUGUUUGGCGUCCUCGUGUACUCUCUCGCCACCCCCCAAGCAGCCGAGCGGCAGUUGCAAGAAGGCGCAAAGGGAAAAGACAUUCACCGUGAGAAUUAUGGCGCUGUGCCUGAGCAUCCGCGACCUCAAACGCCCUCCCCCGCAUCCCCCACCCCCGAAGCUUUAAAGGCUGCCACUGAGAUUCUUCCCGCCAAUGUGACGGCUGUUGCCCCUAUGUGA